AUGGCUCCCAACAUUAUCGAACGCAUUCAACAAAAGAUUGAGCUUUUCCGUCUCGAGCAGCGUUACACCCGCCGUCGUGACCGCCGUUCUACCUUCGUCUCCAACGCCGUCUACGUGGAUGGUGAGUACGUCUACCAGACUCCCAACUCGACCGGCUCCUCCUCGACCGGCAGCACCAGGAGCAAGGAGUCUGCCUCAGCCCGCGUCAACGCUCUACACCACUCAGAGCCCGUCUCUCCCACGAUCGCUUCCACACAAACCGAACCCAGCAAGAAGCGACUGAGCCGUUUCGCUUCCAUUUCCGGCUUCGGAUCAUCAAACAAGCAGAGCCCAACACAGGACUGGCGGACAAGCCACGUCACGGUCGAUGAGGUCCGACGGUAG
Molecule: messenger RNA, 384 nt
Organism: Colletotrichum truncatum
Lineage: Eukaryota; Fungi; Ascomycota; Sordariomycetes; Glomerellales; Glomerellaceae
Source: RefSeq, a predicted model, not a curated record